Molecule: messenger RNA, 2022 nt
Organism: Manihot esculenta (cassava)
Lineage: Eukaryota; Viridiplantae; Streptophyta; Magnoliopsida; Malpighiales; Euphorbiaceae
Product: aspartic proteinase 36
Exons: 10
Coding region: 223-1662 (479 amino acids)
Biological process (GO): proteolysis
Molecular function (GO): aspartic-type endopeptidase activity
Source: RefSeq, a predicted model, not a curated record
CGCGCAGUCAGUCGUGAGAUCACUGUACACGGGAUAUGAAAGAAAAUUCUCCGGGACUCUGUGGGUCCCUUCACCCCUGCACUGGAGAUGGAAAGUCUAUGCUCUCCUAGUCGAUCACUGGUUUAAUUCUUUUUUCUUUGGCUUCCUCCCUCUUCAAUCCUCUCUCCACUGAAAAGGAAAACUUUAAAUUCCACAAGAGAAAGCAAAUCAAAGUCGAGAAUAAUGGAUGAGAUGAAAAAUCUUUCGACUUUAUUGUUACUCAUAUUUGUUUCUGGUGUCUCUGCCUCACACGGCGUCUUCAGCGUCAAGUACAGAUACGCAGGGCGUGAGCGCUCUCUCAGUGACCUAAAGGCUCACGACGAUCGUCGCCAGCUCCGUAUUCUUGCCGGCGUCGAUCUCCCUCUUGGCGGCGGCGGUCGUCCAGAUGGUGUCGGGCUUUAUUAUGCUAAGAUUGGAAUCGGAACACCUUCAAAGGACUAUUAUGUUCAGGUUGAUACUGGAAGUGACAUUAUGUGGGUCAAUUGCAUUCAAUGUAUAGAAUGCCCCAGAACAAGCUCUCUUGGUAUGGAUCUUACACUAUAUAAUGUUCAGGACUCGGUCACAGGGAAGUUGGUUCCUUGUGAUCAGGAGUUUUGCUAUGAGGUAAAUGGAGGUCCAUUAUCUGGUUGUACAGCAAAUAUGUCUUGUCCUUAUCUUGAGAUAUAUGGAGAUGGGAGCUCUACUGCAGGUUAUUUUGUGAAGGACAUCGUGCAAUAUGAUAGAGUAUCAGGUGAUCUCAGAACCACAUCAGCAAAUGGAAGUGUUACAUUUGGGUGUGGGGCUAGACAAUCAGGGGACCUAGGCUCAUCUAACGAAGAAGCUCUUGAUGGUAUACUUGGUUUUGGAAAAUCAAAUUCAUCAUUGAUUUCACAACUGGCUGCCACUGGGAAAGUGAAAAAGAUAUUUGCUCAUUGCUUGGAUGGUGUAAAUGGAGGUGGUAUCUUUGCUAUCGGGCACGUAGUGCAACCAAAAGUUAAUAUGACACCUAUGAUUCCAAACCAGCCCCAUUACAAUGUCAAUAUGACGGCAGUUCAAGUUGGUCAUGAUUUCCUAGAUCUUCCAAUAGAAGUGUUUGAGGCUGGAGAUUGGAAAGGAGCAAUAAUAGAUAGUGGUACAACCUUGGCCUAUCUCCCAGAAAUGGUUUAUGAACCACUAGUGAGUAAGAUAAUCUCUCAGCAAUCUGAUCUGAAAGUUCAUACUGUACGAGAUGAAUAUACAUGUUUUCAGUAUUCUGGGAGUGUGGAUGAUGGAUUUCCAAAUGUCACUUUUCAUUUUGAAAAUUCAGUUUUCUUGAAGGUUUAUCCACAAGAGUAUCUAUUCCCCUUUGAAGGCUUGUGGUGUAUUGGAUGGCAAAAUAGUGGGAUGCUAUCAAGGGAUAAAAGAAACAUGACUCUUUUAGGAGAUUUAGUACUUUCCAAUAAGCUAGUUUUAUAUGAUCUUGAACAUCAAGCUAUUGGAUGGACCGAGUACAAUUGCUCUUCAAGCAUCAAGGUGCAGGAUGAACAGACCGGAACAGUGCAUUUAAUAGGUUCCCACUCUAUUUAUUCAGCUAGCAGUUUGAAUGCUCAGUGGUGUAUAACCUUAUUGUUGCUAAGUACGCUGCUGCACAGAUUAGUUUACUGAAAUGCCACCACCAGCAGAAUAUAGCAAUGGUCAUAACACAGAAGAAGAAAAUCAAUUAUUAAAAUGAAGAAUCACCAAGUUUAGCAAUGAAUGGUGGACUAUAUAUAGUUUUUAUCCGAUUUUCACUUUGGGUUAAUAUUUCUUCCCACAGUGAAUCAAUCUAUAGGAUUCUACAGCAGGUUUGAUUGUAAAUAGACUUUGAUUGAUUACAUGGCUUAGGUUGUCUAGUAUUUAGUGGAAAUUUUAUGAUAGGUGUACAGAAGUUCUCAUUCAGGAUAAUCUACCCAUUGGUGUUAUGCCCAACUCUUUAGCCUACGUAGCAGCCUGAUCUAAUAUUAGACAUCACGACAUUUUUCUUCU